Octopus sinensis (East Asian common octopus) is the source of this 1491-nucleotide messenger RNA. RefSeq names its product tropomyosin-2. Gene Ontology annotation, molecular function: actin filament binding. Lineage: Eukaryota; Metazoa; Mollusca; Cephalopoda; Octopoda; Octopodidae. The coding region runs from base 211 to 1467 and encodes 418 amino acids. Gene Ontology annotation, biological process: actin filament organization. Gene Ontology annotation, cellular component: actin filament. The transcript has 3 exons. The record is from RefSeq and is a predicted model, not a curated record.
GAAGAGGUUAUCGUUAGUUGAUUAUUCAGUUACAACCACUUUUGGCUCUGUUGCAGACUCACAAAGCUAUUCUCCACGGAGUCAGAGAAGCUCUUGUUUCCAAGUCGUGCUUUCCAAAAUAUAUAUCAGAAUAAACUUCCGGAUUAUUUUCCCAUUUGAGCCAAGACUUUUUACGCGUGAUUCACUUAUAUAUAAAAUACACAAAUAAACAUGGAAGCGUGCAAGAAGAAAAUGAAUGCCUUAGUCGCAGAUCGGGUAAAUGCUCUGGAAAAAGCCGAGGAACUGGAAUUAAGGCUAAAGCAGGUUGAAGAAGAACGCGAUAAAAUUCAAGACGAUUAUAUGUUUUUACAGAAAAAGUAUGGAACUCUGGAGAAAGAGAACGAUGAUUUGAACGAAAGUUUAGCUAAAUACCAGCUGGUGGAAGAAGACAAAAAGAAAGUUGAUGAGGAAUUGGUGUGGAUGCACAAGAAGUAUAGUAAUUUACAAAGAGAAUUUGAUGAAGUAUCUGUCCAAUUAGAUAAAGCACAGGACAUGAUGAGAUAUACAGAAGAGAAAUUAUCGGAGACAGAGAGCGAAACACAAGAUUUAAACCGAAAAAUCAAUCUUUUAGAAUUAGAUCUUACCCGAUCUGAAAGUCAAGUGGAAGAGAAAAGAGUGCAAGCCGAAGAGGAUUCCGAGAAGCUCCAGUCUGCCGAGAAUCGGGCAUUGACAGCUGAGCGAAAUGUCCAAAAACUUGAGAAUGAUAUCGAAAAGCUCACGAAAGAGCUCGAAGUAGAACAGAAAAAAUUCAAAACUUUGUGCGAAGAUUUGGAUGAAGCGUGCUCCCAAAUGAUGGAUUAUGUUAAUACCCAAUUAUUGUAUCUUGUACUGGUUCGUAUUACAUUUUCUUAUGACACUCAAAUCUUACGCUACACAAUUCAAGCAGCUUUUAUUAUUAUUGUUAGUGUAAACAUGGAAGCGUGCAAGAAAAAAAUGAAUGCUUUGAUUCUGGAGCGAGUAAACGCUUUGGAAAAAGCUGAAGACAUUUCGAACAAAUACCAACAGUUGGAAGAAGAGAAAAAGAAAGUUGAUGACGAACUGGCGUGGCUUCAGAAGAAGCAUGGAAAUUUAGAAAGAGAUUUUGAUGAAUUAACUGGUCAGUUGGAGAAAACACAGGACUUAUUACGAUAUACAGAAGAGAAACUGUCCGAGACGGAGAGCGAGACCCAAGAUCUAAACCGUAAAAUCAAUCUUUUAGAAUCGGAUCUUACCCGAUCAGAAGGUUUAUUAGAAGAGAAAAGAGUACAAGCCGAGGAUGAUUCUACAAAGCUUCAAUCAGCUGAAAGCAGGGCGUUAGAGGCUGAACGAAAUGUCGAAAAACUUGAGAAUGAUAUCGACAAACUUACAAAAGAACUCGGAGAUGAACAGGCGAAAUAUAAAACUAUGUGUGAUGAUUUAGAAGAGGCCUGCAACCAAAUGGUUGAUUAAAACCGGGAAAACGAAGAAAAAUGA